CCGCUUCAAAUAGAAACAGGAAUCUUGUCAGUCGAUGCCAAUUCCACCGACCAUCCACGGCCAUGCUCGCGCCAUGUUGCAAGCAUGUCAUCGUCAAAUGACUUGACCUCGCCACGCGAAUUCGUAACCAAGCUACUCACCUCUCUGAACGCACUCGGCCUUCCGCAGCAUGCCGCUGACGUUACCACUACCACUCCAGCGUCGGCCCAAGCGGCCGUCGCGUUGAAUCCCUUAAGCCAUGCAUCUGAGCCCGUCAGAAAACAUUUGAUGACGUUGCACGUGCUGUUUCCCAAUGAGUUACUGCCUGCUCUAGAUCUUUUGGAUCGGAAGCUAGUCACACGGUUCCAUAUCCGUCGACGACAACCACACCCCCAAACAGGAAUUGCUCUACGGGAUGGGUCGAGGGCUGCUGUCACCACUCCAGCCAAAGUCACAAGUGCCCUCGCGAAUGAAUCAAACGCAGCGGGAACGAGAGGUGACGGGCAACUACAGGAAAUCGCUCCCGCGAAUCCACACCCAAAUUCAGAUACAGACGACGCUACCACACUCCAUCACCCCGACACGGACCCCCAAGUUGCCGGACCAUACAACCACGCAGUCGGUUCAAAAACAAGGUUUCCUCGAGACCCAUCCAUCAACGAACCCCACACGGAGAACGUGGACAAUAUAAUCCCAACAACCGCACAUGUUAAUGCAGAUGCAGGUGAAGACUCCAAUGCGGAUCUAGACACGGUAUAUUACGUGCGCUCCGCACAACAUCGCUCCUCACGCUUCUCCACAUCCUACGAAGCAAAUACAUCGUACGAAGUUCGUUUACGCGCAUGGAACUGUUCCUGUCCCGCUUUCACCUUUUCUGCUUUUCCAAAUGUCUUCCAUCCCCAACAUCUCCCUUCUUCUCCUCUGCCAGCCCAUCACCAGCUUGACGGCGGGGACGAUGCUCGUCCAGAAGAGGAGGAGAAGAUGUGGAAUUUCGGUGGUCUGAGUUUGGACAAUGAGGUGAUGGGCGCCAAUACGGCUGGGCCUGUGUGUAAGCAUUUGCUAGCGUGCGUGCUUUCGGAGAGGUGUGAGGGCUUGUUCGGGGGUUUUGUCGUUAAUCGCGAGGUUGGGUGUGAGGAGGCGGCUGGCUGGGCUGCCGGAUGGGGGGAUUGA
Molecule: messenger RNA, 1149 nt
Organism: Periconia digitata
Lineage: Eukaryota; Fungi; Ascomycota; Dothideomycetes; Pleosporales; Periconiaceae
Source: the annotation of a GenBank genome assembly